Molecule: messenger RNA, 3714 nt
Organism: Yamadazyma jaroonii
Lineage: Eukaryota; Fungi; Ascomycota; Pichiomycetes; Serinales; Debaryomycetaceae
Source: the annotation of a GenBank genome assembly
AUGAACUAUCAGAGACUGAAUAAUUAUCGGCCAUACCCACCAUCGACCAAUCAACCUAAGACCAAUGGGUAUGGACAACCUACAGCUCAAUCAUCACCAAAUUCCAGUAUGGGGUCUCCAUACAAUGCUAGACCUCCAUAUCCUAUGGGAUCACCGAAUUUACCACAACAAAGACAAUUUACACCCCAAACAAUGGCUUCAAGAGAUUCAUUGAAUGAUAGAACUAUGAUAGCUCAAAAAAUCAAAGAUGACUGUUAUAGUAAGUUCAUCAAGGAUAAUGGGCAAAAUGUUCGAGAGAUCACAUACUUAACUCAUUUAGUGAUCCAAGAAUACUCACAAUUUUCAUCUUCUCCACCACCCAACAACUUACCUCCCAAUCAAAUGGGCAGUGUUAAAGAACGUAUAUUGGUAAUAUGUACCAAGUUUAGUGGGCGAGUGUUGUUACAAAAGGGGAAAUUCAAUGAUCAAAAAGGAGUUUAUCAAAUCGGAAGAACUUGGGAUUUAGAUGAAUUACGUGCAAUUUCAAGAGCUGGAAUGGAUGGUUUCAUUCUUAGUCUCAAUAAAGAUUAUUUCUGGAGAUCCAAUGAAGGUUCAGAAAGGAUCAAUCGAUUCACGAGACAUUUGACUAAGACUUAUGGAUCGUUUACAGGUAAAUAUCCUUUAUUGAAUGGAUUUUCUUUACAGGAAUACGAACUACCCGAAAUUCCUGUGAAAAAAUCAUUCAGUAAUACUAAUGCUUCACAAGAGAUUUUAAACCCCCAACCAGAUGCACAAUUAUUGAAAUCUAAAUCUAUAAAACGAAAGAAUUUACCUAAUCCCAUAUUACCUGUUGAACCUCAAAUGAGGAAAACUUCCCAGUCUUCAUUUACUUUCACACCUAAUCCUGUUCCUGCUCCACCUGUUAAUACGACUAACCCAUCAACUCCUAGCAAACCAAAUGAUUUAUAUAAAGAUAUGGAUUUCACAUCGAAUGGGAAAUUACCGAUGAAACCCAUGAAAGUAUUGGAUAGAUCACCUAAUAUGUCACAAAUAUCUCAAUCAACUUUUGAUGACAUUUCCAGUAAAGAUGCAUUUGAAAGUUCCACACCUCCACCAGUGACUCCUACAAGUCAUCCUUAUAGACAAACCGAAGAAAUCAAUGAUUCUCAAAGUUUCAUAUUUGAUGAACCAGCACCAGUACCUCAACCUCCUCAACCUAACCAAACAAGGAAAGUGUCUGAUCGUCUUGAAGAGAACGCCGCUUUAAGUCGUCAUUUGGAAAAGAGACUAAGCAAACCUAAUAGUGAUUUCGGUAUUGAAGAAGCUUCUGAUAGUGAUGAAGAUAAGAAGACUAUAAAUGAAUCCAUUGAUGAAGUUAGUGAACUUAGCAAUGUUCAAGUUAAGAAGUCACCAACUAGACAAAGAAUCAAUUUUGAUGCCAUUGAUUCUUCAAUUGCCGAAAUUGAAGAUUUUAUGGAUAGUCAAUUGAACUUCGAUAAAGGAGAUGAAGAUAAGGAAGUCAUUGUGAUAGAGUCUGAAGAAUCAGACCGAAGUUUCUCCAUGACGGAAUCAGAAAUUACUAGUGAAAAUACCGAAAUCAAUGAAACUGAAGAUUUAAAUAUUCAAAAGAACGAAGUAGAAAAAGAUGCUGAGAUUGAAGAACUUUUGGAAGAAAUUCAAUGGGGUGUUUUUGAUAGCAGUGAUGAACUCGUUAAGAAGAUGAAUAACGAAUUGAAUAAGAUCAAAUAUAAUAAUGUUAAGGAAUUGAUUAAUUUAGAUUUUAGUGGAAAUUCCAUGAAAAAUGAUCUUACGACCUCAUUAGGUGAAGUUGAAAAUUUAAACCAUAUUUUUAAAAGAAUGGAAAUCGAUUUAAAGAAUUUGACCGGAGAGAUUAACUCCAUUGAAAACAACUCUCAAGGGUUACAAGUAAAGUCCAUUAAUAAGAAAUCAUUAUUCAAUGAUUUGAAAUCGAUUUUAGAUAAAAUUAGUUUGAAUGCCAAUGAUUUAUCGCUAAUUGAAAAUUUCAAAGAAUUUGAAAAUAUCAACAAAGUAGAAAUCUUAGAAGUUCAAGUAGCUAAAUUAUUCAAUGCUUUGGAAACCAUCGAUAAUGAUGGAUUAAACAGAUUGAAUGAGAUGAAUUCUUUAAAACAAUUCAGACUGAACUACCAACAAGUAUCUAACAAGUUCAUCAAACAUUUCAUGAGUUUCAUUAAACAACAAUUCUCCUCAAUUAUCCAUAAAUUAUCAGAUUCAGAUAGAAUUAAUAGUAAAACUAUCAUCAAUGAAUUGAAUAAAUUGAUAGUAUAUUCAUCAUUCACCUAUUUCAUAAAAGAAAUCAGUGGAAAUGAUUUUAAUGAAUUGAAAUUCUUUGUAAAUGAUGUGUUGAGUGAAUUUAUGGAAAAGUUCUUGCAAAGAAGAAUCAAAAACAUUAAAUAUACCACCCCGACUAUUUCUAAUGUUAACACUGAAGGAUUAAAGAAAUCCCGUACUUUAAGAUUAAGAAAGGAUAAAUUAAUAGGCAAAUUGGGAUUCGAUGAUUCUAGGGAAAGAUCUGAAAAAUCUGAAAAACCCGAAUCAACUGAUGAUAGUAAAUUAACUUUUGUUACCUCCAACACUAUUGAAGAUAUCAAAGUUAUCAUUGAAUUGGUUUCUGAAACCAAAGAACUUUCAGUUAUACUUACUAAUUUCCUUGGAGAUUUCUUCCAUUAUGAUUCUGGUGAUUUCCAUGAUUAUUUAAAUAACAAACCAAUUGAGAAGAGAUUUUUGAAUGAAGAAACUAAUCAUUAUUCCAAUGAAAUCAUUUCCAACUUAAACACUGUAUUCGGUAAUUAUAUCAACUUGUUCAUAAAGAAAAUUGUACCUGUAGAAUACAAUAUUCCUUUAAUUCUUGAUUAUUUGGAAAAAUUGACUACUUUAAAUAAUCAAGAAUUCUUUGUGAUGAAUUUCUUGAAGAAAUUAAUGGAAAAGUUCAAAAAUCUUUGGUCGAAAUUCAUUAAGAAUUUGAUUGAUGCCAUAAACAAAUCUGUUAUUCAUGGUAAGAGUGGUAUCUUACCUUCCAUUAAGAAUAUCAAUCAAUUAUUCCAUCUUUUGGAAAGUGUCUUGGAUAAGAAUCAUCUCGAAAAUGAAAGUGUUAAUUCACUUUUAAAUAAAUCAUAUAAGGACAUCAUUGAUAGUUGUAUCAAUUUGUUCACCCGAGAUGAUCCUUUAUUAAAGAAUAAUGAAUUUGAUGAAAAGGAAAGAAAUUAUAGAAAUAUCUCCAUUUUACAAAACAUUUUCAGCAUUUCCGAACAAUUAUCCAUUUAUAAUAAUCCUCGUACCAGUAGAUUCAAAUCACAAAUCGAAGUGGUCUUUAGACAAGUUCAAGAAGUGUAUUUCGGUAGAUUGUUGAGUCAAAAUCUUGGUAAAUUGGUGGAUAUGAUUUCUACUUAUGAGACAUUAUCUGAAACUGUCAGAGCAAAGAAAUAUAGUAAAAAAGUCAUCAGAACAUCAUUGUCCAAUUAUUCCGUUAAGGAUUUGAAUCCUAGAGUUGUACAAAUUCGUAAGAAAUUAGAGAAACAUUUCCUUUCCGGUUCUAGUAUGUUUGAAAGAGACUUAUUGGAUAGAUUGUGGUACGAUAUGGAAAAACAAUUUGUGAAAAUUUUCAGUGAUUUAGAUAAAAUCCUUGAUACUCAUCAUGAUAUUGAUUAUCAUGUUUCUAAACAAGAAAUUCAUUCGAUCUUUAGAUCAGCUACUUAA